GCCGGCGACGGACCCGGAAGGAGGAAACGUGCUGUGCUGAGCGGAGUGGCUGCGGCUCCCCGGGGAGGGAGUUCGGACAGGGUAAAAGCUUCCCAAUGGCGCAAGUAGGGGCAGUGGUGGCCGUGGCGACCAGUUUCUUCUGUGCAGCCCUCUUUUCAGCUGUGCACAAGAUUGAAGAAGGGCACAUUGGGGUGUAUUACAGAGGUGGUGCUCUGUUGACCUCCACCAGUGGCCCUGGUUUCCAUCUUAUGCUUCCUUUCAUCACAUCGUAUAAGUCUGUGCAGACUACACUCCAGACAGAUGAAGUGAAGAAUGUGCCUUGUGGAACGAGUGGUGGUGUGAUGAUUUACUUCGACAGGAUUGAGGUGGUGAACUUCCUGAUACCAAAUGCUGUGUAUGACAUAGUGAAGAACUACACUGCCGACUACGACAAGGCCCUCAUCUUCAACAAGAUCCAUCAUGAGCUGAACCAGUUCUGCAGUGUACACACUCUCCAAGAGGUCUACAUUGAACUCUUUGAUCAGAUUGAUGAAAAUCUCAAGCUAGCUUUGCAACAAGAUCUGACUUCCAUGGCCCCUGGACUUGUCAUUCAGGCUGUUCGGGUCACAAAACCCAACAUUCCUGAGGCAAUCCGGAGAAACUACGAAUUGAUGGAAAGUGAGAAGACAAAACUCCUUAUAGCAGCACAGAAACAGAAGGUGGUGGAAAAGGAAGCAGAAACAGAGCGGAAGAAGGCUCUCAUCGAGGCAGAAAAAGUGGCUCAAGUUGCAGAAAUCACAUAUGGGCAGAAAGUUAUGGAGAAGGAAACAGAGAAGAAAAUUUCAGAAAUUGAAGAUGCUGCAUUCCUAGCUCGAGAGAAGGCAAAAGCUGAUGCCGAAUGCUAUACAGCACUGAAAAUAGCUGAAGCAAAUAAGCUGAAGCUGACUCCAGAAUACCUGCAGCUGAUGAAAUACAAGGCAAUUGCCUCCAACAGCAAGAUUUACUUUGGCAAAGACAUCCCCAACAUGUUCAUGGAUACCGCAGGCAAUCUGGCCAAGCAGUUUGAGGGGCAGGCCGAGGAUCUGGGCUCUGAACUUGAGGACAGCUGGAGGGCAGCCACAGAGGAGCAAUGAGCACAGCGUUUUAUACAGCCUUGAAGGACACCAAAAAGAAAUCUUUCUAUUUAUUUUUCAAAGAUGAAACAAUGUCCUUUCCCCAGAACUACCUUCUUGGACUCUCUACUAAUACUGUGAUGAAAUGGAAGAAAAAGAUUUAAACCCUCAUGUGCUUUGGGAGCUUGUGAUUUGGAGCUUGAUACAGGUGCGUUAGAAGUGACAAAAUCUGAAAAGCAUUGGAUUUCUUCUAAACCCUUUGACUUCUAGCUCCAGGUCGCCCCUUUGAAGCUUGACUUAAUUGGGGAUGGUGGUGUUAAAGAGUAAGGAAAAUUCAGGGUGUUUCUGCUAAGUGAUUUGACGCUUCUAUUUUAUGGAGAAAUAUGGUCUAGUUCUCUUACCCCUGCCUAUAAGGGAGGGGGUUUUGGGGGAAGCCCAGCAAUUGAACAAAACAUAUGUUUCCAAGGCUUGCCAGUGGAUUUAUGGAAAAACAUCUGCAGAAAGUCAAUUUUUUUUUUACUGGCAUUUCUUUUACCACCUAUAUAUAUUGUUUUAGGGGUAUACUUUCUUUGAGCCCUUGUUUUAAAAAUAUAUAUAAUAACGGUGCUAGGCUUUGCAAGGUUCUCUUCAUGUUUCUUGUCCUGCCCCAGGGUGUAGAGGCUAGGCAGAAUCUGAUUGUAUAUUUCCAAGACCAAUACAUGGUCGCUAUGCAGUUUCUGAAACUUUUUUUUCCCUUUUAACAUUCUGUAGAUUUUUCCUAGACGUAAAAGCUAGCCACAAAAAUAAGCAAGCACCACUCCCUGGUUUUACUCAGCAUUAAGACAACAAAAACACUCACCAGGUCUCUAAAGCCACUAAAAGGGAAGGCCCUGCGCUCUCCAGCUCCCCCCUCACCUUACCCCCAGAAAGGGAUGUCUUUAUCUUGAAAAUGUGUCCCUCUAUUACUCAGGGAAACAAAGGAGAAGCCCCAUAUUAUGGGGAGCAUAAAAUGAUCCUGGUACAUAUUUCAGAGGAUUUCUUCCUAGACUCAUUUUUAAUGUUAAUUUCUUGGGCAUUUGAGUAUCCUCUGGCUUACCUGAGACAAGGAAAAUCCAUUCCUUAAGCAGUGUGUUUUUUUUAUCUUGUUUUUAUUGCAGAAGCCACUUAAGUCACUGAAUAAACAGGUAGGAUGUUUUUAAGCCUCCUAAAGUGACUUUGGAAAUAGAAAUCAAAGCACCUGCUAGCACCUGGAACGAAACUCUUGUACCAAGAGUUUCAAAUGUAGAACACUACUUUAAAAUAGAAUACUGCUUUGGAAAGUUUUGGAAAUAUCUUGGGAGAUUCUAAUAGUUUGUUUUUAGAGAGUCUUCCUUAAUAACUCUCAAAGGGGCAGCCUGUAGGGUAAGUCCAGUUUGCUUUAAUUUGGGGGAAGCUGUUUGGAUGCCUUCAGCCAUUCUCCUGACACCAGCCCUGAACUUCCUUGGUUACCCUACUUCCCAGGGAAUAGCAGCAAGAAUUACUGUGGCUUGGGUCUAGGCCUCAUCCCUACAACCCUGCCUAAAACUGACUUGGUGGCUCUGGAGUAAGGGUUGAGGGGAGAUGGGAAUUAAUUGGAGCUGUUAAGCCUAAAACAACAUGCCUUUCCCACUCAGAGUUUGGAGGGAGAGGAGGGAAAUGUUGGGCAUUGUGGAGUUAAUCAGCUCUUCCUGUCUUAAACCUUGUCCCCAUUCUAAAUCCCGGAGACUAAACUUUGAAAACCACUGCCCAGUCUGCUUCUUUGAGCUGCCCCACCUCAUGCAUUAUCCAAGAAGCAAAAUCCAUACAGAGCAAUGAAGGAUGUGUUCUAUUUGUGGCUCCUUGAGUAUCCUUCCCCUGCCCCACCAUAGCAUCUCCUUCAUUACAGAACUCCAAGCUCUCUUUAAACUAUUCAGAGAUUCCAGUGGAUCUGUCCUCUGAGUGUGGAUAAUUCCCUUCAGAAGUGCAGAUCGCAGCCCAUCUCUGCCGACCAUCUUCUGACUUUUCCUUUGGAAUGCAGUCAGUUGAUGCAAAUUUCUUGGCAAAUUCAUCUUCAGUGAUUUGCCUGUUAUAAGCUUCAUUGUGCCCUGUGGGAGAAUGUUUGCUCUGUAUUCCUGGCUCUUGUUUUUAGGGUCUCAGACCUUUUUGCAAUUGAUUGACACUUUUCUUUGGGACUCAACCCUCCAAGCUGUGGUUAGUACCAUGGCCGAGAUGGAAGGAGAUGGGGGAUGUCCUAGACCAUCAUGCUCACAUUCUGAACCUGGGAACCUCUAGUUCUAGCCUCCUGUGCCAUCUUGUUUCUUGCACCAGCAACACUUUGACAUCAGGAAAACUGUUCAAGCUGAAACCUGCUAUAUAUCUCAACCCUUCAGUGUUAAUCCCACAUUCACUUUAAAUAAUGCAAAUCUGUGAAUUUCUACUUUCACAGAUACGAUGUGUGUUCCGUAUUGGGAUGAACAUGGGAGAGCUGGCCUGUUGGUCUAUUUUGGAGAUGUGUUUAUCCAUCCUUGUUUUUUAGCUCUUACUGGAAAACCUGUUCAUUAAACCAUGUCUGAAUUCUGAACAUGGAAAAAAAAACAAUAGUAGCUUGCAUUUGAACAGGCAAUAAAGUCACAGCUGCUAUUUACAGACUUCUUGGAUAGCAAAAUAAGUAACAAUAUUUUUAGAAAAAACGUUUUUUGUAGGCUUUUCCAAAGUAAAGUCAUUCUUGAUGAAUGUUUCUUGCUCAUUAAGAUUUGCAACAGCUAAUUCAUACAUUACCAUUCACUUUCUUUUUUUUUUUAAACAUUAACUAACGAUACUUGCAAGGAAGCCAAAGUUCUUCAUUAUUAUUAGUUUUUAUGUGAGGUGUCUGCUGUUGUAACAUAGGAGGGCAGUCAUAUAGUAAGGAGUCAGUGUCCCCAAUGAUUCUAAAUGACAUAGCUUUUUUUUUUUUAAAGAAGGAAAGGUUUGUUGUUAAUAUUCCCAUCUUAUAUUUGUCUAGCGCCUUAUAGUUUCAUGAAGCAUUUUCAUAUCUAUUAUCCUACUUGAACAUUACAUCAAACUAGUGAGGUUUAAAUGGGAUGGACGUGGGAGGCGGGAAAGGAGAUAAACUGUUGGGGAAUCAGAAUUCCGAAUGGCAUCAUUUUGUGUUUGGUUUCAGUUGAAAAUAUUGGCCAAAAGAAUUCCUUAGCAACGAUGCCAACGAUGUCAAAUUAGUCAACAGUUUUUUGUUGUUGUUGUUGUUUUGUUUUUUAAAUGAAUCUGGCAUUUCACCUCAGAGUGUCAGCACCAAAACUGUUCUUCAGAAUUUUCUACCAUUGGUAAAUUUUUAAAAAUGAAUGCUUUCUCAUCACAAUUACUGACUUAGCCCUUUGAUUGCCAUUUAGUAUUAACCACAAGGCUUCAUUACAUGUGCCCAUAUUUGGGCUAGUGGCUAUUCUAUUUUAAUAUGCCUAACCCACUUCUUCUUGACUUCUUAGGAUUCCAUUGAUAUCACAACUCCUUCCGUUUCUCUCUUCUACCUCUCCUAUCAUUUCCUAGUAGUCUGUUCCUUUUCCAUCUCUUUUUUAUGAGCAAGUGGUUGAAUGUUCCAAAUGAUUCUGUUUUCCAAAGGGCCCAGAAGAAUAGGUGACCCUUUAUGCUGGAGAAAUUAGUAUGUGGUAUUAUUGAUUCUAUAGAUGAUGCAGCUAAAGUUGAUUGUAUUUCAUUGCUAUCUGGAAGUGAGAUUUUUUUUUUUUUUUUUUUUUGCGGGCGGGGGGGACUUUAUGGGGUCCUAUGUGAAUGUAAAAGGUCUUUGGGUUUUGUUGUUCAUUCUUUCAAUAAAAAUGGGUUUUUGGUUUUGGUUGGCUUUUUUGGGGGGCUAGGGGACAUCUUAAAUGGAAUAUUGGAAAUAACCGAUGCUAAGUACUUCAACAGUGUGAUACACUAACAGUGGGAGUGGAUCAAAACCAGACAUUAACAUUUACCUACUAUGUGACUCCCGUCAUUUAACCUCUGAGUUACAGUUUCCUAAUCUGUAAAACAGGAUUGAUAAUUUUGCACUACCUACUACACAAGGUGAUUGUGAAAAAAGUGCUUUGUGAAAUUUAAAGCACACCAUGAAUAUCAACUCUUGUUAUGUGGUUAUUUAAUGGGUGCAUGAUUUCACUAAUGAAGUUAUGGUUUUCACUGUGCAAGCUGACUUUUCAUCCUGUGGAUUUCUGAAAAAGCUUCCUAAAGUAUCCAGCCAAUACACCAGCCAGCUUCUUCUUAAUCUUUUCAUAGUUUGUAAAUGACAAAUAUGAGUGAUUAAAAAAAAAACAAAACUAAA
Messenger RNA from Sarcophilus harrisii (Tasmanian devil), 5376 nucleotides. RefSeq names its product ER lipid raft associated 2 (gene ERLIN2). NCBI's taxonomy places the organism in Eukaryota, Metazoa, Chordata, Mammalia, Dasyuromorphia, Dasyuridae. The transcript has 12 exons. Bases 96 to 1112 code for a protein of 338 amino acids. Gene Ontology annotation, molecular function: cholesterol binding; ubiquitin protein ligase binding. The record is from RefSeq and is a predicted model, not a curated record. Gene Ontology annotation, biological process: SREBP signaling pathway. Gene Ontology annotation, cellular component: endoplasmic reticulum membrane; endoplasmic reticulum.